This is a messenger RNA of Paramecium octaurelia, 652 nucleotides long. NCBI's taxonomy places the organism in Eukaryota, Ciliophora, Oligohymenophorea, Peniculida, Parameciidae. The record is from the annotation of a GenBank genome assembly.
AUGCUGCCAUAGUUAAAACUCAUUUCAUUGAUUGUUAGAGUAUUUGUGAGACCAAUCAUUACAAGCAAAAAAGAAGUGUCAAUAUAAAAGGUCCAGAUGAGCAAACAAAGAUUUUUCACUCAAAAAAUAUAAAAUUUAGGAAAUUAUUAUCAUUAUAAGGAUGUAUAGAGAUUAUGAAAGAUAGUAAAAAAUUGAUAGAAUGUAUUUGAAUUAAAAUUUACAGGAUGAAUAUGAUAAAUUAAACGAUGAAGAUGCUUUAAAAUUAGUUAUUUUAAUUACCAUUAUCUUAUAGGGCACAGAAUUUUUAUUAGAAAUGUCAAUAUAUACCAUUUUGAUACUAGUCUCUUUAUUUGAAAUAUCCAAAACUUAUUUCGAAUAAUAAGAAAGAUAAUAAAAUAUGAAUAAUACAAUUAAUGUAAUUUUAAUGCUAAAAUAGAAUUUAUAAUAAUAAAUUAAAGUUAUUAAAGAAUUGAAAUUGAAAGACUUAAAUAAUCUUUAGAGAGUUUAUGAAAUUUACGAAGCAAAUCUUAAAUCAUUUCAAAUUAAAUAAGAAAAAGCAUUGAAACUAGUCUCUGAAGUCAGAUAAGUAAAAUUUGUUUUGAUAAUGAAGCUUUAACUUGAGAAUUUAAAAAAGGACAAUCAAAAUUGUUGA